This is a messenger RNA of Adineta ricciae, 780 nucleotides long. The record is from the annotation of a GenBank genome assembly. Lineage: Eukaryota; Metazoa; Rotifera; Eurotatoria; Adinetida; Adinetidae.
AUGUGUUUAAUGAGUCAAGCUCAAAGAUCUAACUCAACAAAAUUCUUCGAUUUUACCACUAAAAUGCAUCUUGUAUAUCGUGCGAUUAUUCUAACCACGUUUUUGGCACUUUAUAUCGAAUGUCAAGGUGGUGGUGGUGGUGGUGGUGGUGGUGCCGCGGGUGGAGGCGGCAGUUUCAUCUAUCACGGAGGGUCAGACAGUUCGUGUACAGGCUCCGAUUGUGCCUUGAUUACAACUGUCGUGUUUAGUAUAAUCGGCGGCAUUUUUGCGUUAUUUGUCUUAAUAUUCGGUAUUAGUUACUGUGUGAAAAGAUACAGAGGCCUGCCACGACAAACAAAUGUGCUGUUUGUUGAAAACCAAAUGUCGAAAACGAACUGUGAGCAUCAGAAAUGCGACCUGAGCAUAUUUAAAUGCGGCUUUUGGAAAAGCCACUACUUUCAAUAUGGAAAAUGGCAUGGUCCUUGUCGAUUUUCUCUCAAAUUCAUAGGCAACUCGAAAACAAUCACUGGAGAAGGAUCUGAUGACGUCGGAAAAUUCACUAUCCGAGGAGUUUAUUCGGAUCAAACAGGUCGACUGGGUUUAACAAAAACGUAUAAAAAAGGGACUGGUAACUCAUCGGAAAAUUUAGGUCAUCAGGUGACCAUUCAACUGACUUGGAACCAGUUAAACAAUCGAUUCGAAGGCACAUGGUACGUCCAAACAAGUAAAUAUCAUGGUGAAGACAAAUUUCAACUGACAUUUGAUGCACCUCAUCUAUCUACUGUUUAUGGCAAAGUUUGA